UGUACCACUAGUUCCUCAUUAACUUCUCUCUCUCUCUCUCUCUCUCUCUCUCUCUCUCUCUCAAGAUAUAGCAGUCAGAGACAGCAAAAUGGUACAAUCUAAGAAGUUCAGAGGUGUUAGGCAGCGCCACUGGGGCUCAUGGGUCUCUGAGAUUCGUCACCCGUUAUUGAAAAAAAGGGUGUGGCUGGGAACUUUUGGGACUGCUGAAGAGGCAGCGAGAGCCUACGACGAAGCAGCAGUUUUAAUGUGUGGUCAUAAUGCCAAAACGAACUUCCCUGUGGUCACAGAUCAACAAGGCAAUCACAAGUUUUCCUUCUCAUCUUCUCCUGUUCCUCCUUCCACUGCCCCUAUUACUACUCCACUGUCUUCCUCGCUUGGAGCAAAACUCAGCAAAUCUUGGAAAUCUUCAUCUUCUCUCACUUGUCUAAGGCUUGAUAAUGAGACAUGCCGAAUUGGAGUAUGGCAAAAGCGUGCAGGGCCACAUUCUGAUUCGAAUUGGGUUAUGAUUGUUGAGCUUGGAAAGAAGGAUGGACAAGCAUCAGAGUCUAAAUUGCCUGGCUGGCAGACAUGUACGCCAGAGAAAAGGGUAGGGGAAGAAGGUGAUGGUGGUGGUGGCAGUGAUGUAGGUGAGGAAAACAGGGUUUCAUUGCAGAUGAUAGAGGAACUACUCAACUGGAACUAAACUAUAGAUUGCCAUUUGAGGAAUUCUUCACGGGGCUCAAGCGACAUCGGAGCUGAUUAAUUAGCCAGCUUGCCAUAUUAUUCCAUGUGAAAAUUCUGUUCGAUUACAUAGUGUAAUUUGCUUGUUCAAAGUUGGAACCAGUUGCUUUAAGUUCAUGAGUAGUUAGGAGAUAGUAAUAUUGUCUGCAUAUGAUUUUUUUUUUCUU
Molecule: messenger RNA, 887 nt
Organism: Hevea brasiliensis (rubber tree)
Lineage: Eukaryota; Viridiplantae; Streptophyta; Magnoliopsida; Malpighiales; Euphorbiaceae
Product: ethylene-responsive transcription factor WIN1-like
Exons: 2
Coding region: 89-682 (197 amino acids)
Biological process (GO): regulation of DNA-templated transcription
Molecular function (GO): DNA-binding transcription factor activity; DNA binding
Source: RefSeq, a predicted model, not a curated record